Messenger RNA from Pecten maximus, 2778 nucleotides. RefSeq names its product perilipin-2-like. Gene Ontology annotation, biological process: positive regulation of triglyceride storage; lipid storage. The coding region runs from base 298 to 1563 and encodes 421 amino acids. The record is from RefSeq and is a predicted model, not a curated record. NCBI's taxonomy places the organism in Eukaryota, Metazoa, Mollusca, Bivalvia, Pectinida, Pectinidae. Gene Ontology annotation, cellular component: lipid droplet; cytosol. The transcript is spliced from 10 exons.
CAAGAUUUUGCGUUUUCGUAUUAAUGCGAUGUCUACAUGUAGGGUCGUUGUACAUGUACCCACAUAGCCACAAGUACGCCACGACGGGGAUUUGUCAAGGUCACAAAGUGUGUGACGUCACAGAUAAUAUUUGAUCGGGAAGCACGUGAUUCUUGUACAUUGGACUCUGACUAAUAUUGCCAGGUAGACAAACAGGGUGAGGACUAAGAUAAAAGGAGAUUUUUACCCGACGUUGCUAACAUUCUACGUAAUAACGGAGAGGUGCGAACACAAGAGCGAGAUAUACAGAGAAGUUUUAUGUACAGGAAAAGCAUGAUGCAAGACCAAGAGAAGAUGGCACAAGAACAUUUCUUUACUCGCCUAGGAAAUAUCCCCAUGGUGGGUACAACCUGGACUCAGGCCUGGGGCCUCUACCAGAAAACCAAGGACAGUAACCCUAUCAUCUGCUCAACCCUUAACAUGGCAGAGUCUGGCAUCAAAACUGUGGCUGAAACCACUAAACCUAUGGUGGAGAGAUACCAGCCCCAGAUUGAGCGUGUGAACAAAUAUGCAUGUGAGCAGCUGGACACCAUUGAGAAGAACUACCCAGUCAUCAAAAAACCAACAGACGAGUUGAUGAAUGAUGGUAAAGAACUAAUCCAGCCAACCAUUGACCGUGUCAAUGCUGUCAAACAGUACGGCACAGACACCAUCAAUAAGGUAGGAGAUGUGAAACAGAUUGGAGUGGAUGUAGCAUCUAACGUUAAGGACUAUGGUCUGAUGCAAGUGUCCAAAGCGAUGGACACGCCAUAUGGCCAUUAUGUGGUGGACAAGGUCAACACGGCCUUGACAUUGUCUGAAGAAUAUCUUGACAAGUACCUACCUGAGGAAGAUGAAGAAAAGGAUGAGAAUGAUCCUGAUGAGGCCAAAGAAAUGGAUGAGUACCCACCAAGUUCAGUUGGGCGUGCUAAGGAUUUGACAUCUAAGUUGAGACGCAGAAUGUACAAACGAGCGCUGAAGGAUCUGAGGAAUGUGCAGGUCCGCAGCCAGGAAAGUCUGGCCAAGCUCAGCUUCACAGUCGACCUGAUUGAUUAUGCGAAAACAAACAUGCAAUCUGCUAAAGGGGUAGCGGAGGAGAAGGUUGGGGAGCUCCAGAUUAAGGCGUCCAUGCUGUGGACGGAGAUCAACAAGGAGGACUCGGAGUUAGAGGAGGGAGAACUGGUACCUGAUACAAUGGAGACCAAGUCCAUUAUUAUGGCUCGUCAUCUCACCAAACAACUACGUAAUGGCCUUUCCACAUUGAAUAACUAUGUCCCUGAAUCCCUUCAACCUGCUGCUCUCCGUGACCGCCUCCAACAGACCUACAAACACACAGAGGAACUCUACACAUACUUCAGAGGUGUUGCAAAGUAUGAAGAUAUGCCAAACCUAGCACUAACACAGGCCAAAGAGAAGUUGGGCUAUCUUCAGUCAACCCUCGGCUACCUUACAGAAACGUUUGUCACCGUCCCCCUGACCUGGCUGGGACCUGACCUUAAUGUAGAUGUAGACCUACAAGACAUUGCUGAAGACGACCAUUACUAAACACUAUUUUGCCAUCACUUCAGGAACCAGACGUAGCAGUCGAUGUAGAACUUGAAGAUAUUGCUGUUGAUCAAGAUGAACCAGUUGAUGCCACCGACUGUAAUGGCCACAUCCCUGGAGAAGACACACCCAACAACCCGGCUAAUUAAUGCUCAACAAAGAUCACCAUAAUUUAUCUAAAGAACUCGUUAUUAUAUAUCAAUAUCAAGAUUUGUGCAAUUUGACAUUUUGAUUAAAAUGAGUACAUGCUUUUUAAGGACAACAUAUCACUAUUCUUCAGACUUAAUUGUGCUUAAAUGUAAAAAUUCCUGUAUAAGCUUGGAAAGCUACAAGAUGGAAGUUUUUGGGUCUGAAGAAUAUCCUACAGCAAUAUACAGUCACUGUGAAAAAUAUCAGAUUUAAAAUUUAACAGGAAAGGAACUAACUAUUAACUCUACCAUAGUACAUGUAAUGUAUUAAUUGUUACUGUUACUGAUGUCCGACUUUUCAGUAUUUUACCUAUACCAACAUAAAAAUAACUAUAUUUUGGGGCUAAGAGAUGUGCUUGAAAAUUAAAAAAAAAAAUGACAAUGUAGUGAUGUUUUAUAGACAAAAACUUUCUUAUGAAUGACUGCUAGUAACAUUUAGGACAAAGAGCCAAUGAUUUAAAGGAACAAUACCUAGUAGGUAUCUUGGCUACAUUCAUUUGGGACCUGGAAAAUUUGUUUACUGAUACUUACAGAUUUUAUUCUUUGAAGUCAUUCUUUGUUGUUGUUGAUUGUUGUUAUGUUUAGUUGUGAGCUGAAUUGAAUUGUGGAAAUUUAAAGUUAACUUUGAAGAAGAGGAUGUAGCAUUAAGUUUUAAGUCUGGGAUGACACAUGUCCACCAGAGAACUUUCUACAUACCGAUCACAGGGACAUGUCUAGUCCUAUAUUUAAAGAAAACACCUAAAUAAUUUUAAAUUUGGACAUUCCCUAAUGUGUAUAACACAUUAACAGGCGUCUUGCCAUUUUACAAUAGUUACAUCUAGCCCUCCAAAACGUCUGAAACGCCUGUAUGUAAAACUAGACAUGUCAUUGUGUACCCAUUUAAGCCUGGAAUGAAUAAUGCCUCCAGAGAACUUUCUAGAUACUGAUAGUGAACAAUGACCAGAUUGAUCAAUACAAGACAUACAAUGACUUUGAUGUAAUUUAUAUAAAAUAUUUUCCCUUGUGCAAUAAAUUAUCCCAUAAUAUA